This is a messenger RNA of Choloepus didactylus (southern two-toed sloth), 4101 nucleotides long. RefSeq lists its product as uncharacterized. The record is from RefSeq and is a predicted model, not a curated record. The transcript has 3 exons. NCBI's taxonomy places the organism in Eukaryota, Metazoa, Chordata, Mammalia, Pilosa, Megalonychidae. Bases 2448 to 3230 code for a protein of 260 amino acids.
UUCCAACGGUCAGACAGGCUUUAAGGGCUCUUUCAUUUCGUGAGCGGAGCUGAGGUGCCGUCUCAGGCUCCACCAGCUGGUGUGAGCUGCCGCGCAGAGACCGGGGGUCCCAGCAGGUGGACGGCCACGUGCUGCAGGGGCCCUUCCAGUUCAGCGCCCUGGACACAGCGUCUCUCCUUGGUUCCUGCUGUUCCGAUGACCCGUCAGGUAGAGCUCAUUCGAAUCACUGCCAAACAGAAAACAUGAUGUGUGUGGACUGUACAGAAUGAAGAAUGUGCCCACCUCCCAGCUCAGAGCCCCCCUUGCCCAUCCCUCCCUCCUCGGGGCCUGCUGGCCGUGCGCCUCCGGGUUUGCUUUGCUGCUGAGGCUGGGGCUGCACGGGGCACCUGAGCGCAGCCGCUGCUCUCCUGCCCUGGGAUGUGUGGAGGGGCCCCGAGGUGUCGCCACUUCAGGGAGCACUGCUUUGGUGCCUUCUCCGUGCUCCCUGCUGCACUGGGGUCAGGGCUUCUACUCGGACGUGGAGUCACAGGGCCACCGGUAUGUACACGUUCCACCUCGGCAGCUCUAGGGAAGUGACGGAACCAAUUUAGGUCCCACCCGCAGUAUUAAAAAAAAGCUGCAGGUGCUCCCCGUCCUUGCCGAAGGCUGGCCCUGAACUUGUUCAUCUGUGCCGGCCUGGGGGGGCGGGAUGGUAUUUUAUUGAGAUUUCAGCGCGUGUCUGCCUGGUCACCUGAGGGGCUGGGGCCUCCUGCAUAUGGUGAGUGGCCGUCUGGGUUCCCUCACCUGUGAGCCGCCCCUUCGAGUCUCUUCCCCAGUUUUCUACUAGGUCUUUUUUUUUUCUUAUUGAUUGGUAGGAGUUCUUUCUAUAUUCUCUUUUACCCCUUUACAGUUUAUAAGUUUUAUGUGUUCUACGGUUAUUCGUGUUUAUAGAUUCCAGUUUGUUGCCGGCUUCCCAUUGUGGUGUCUUGUUAGACAGAUGUUCUUAAAUGGAUGAAGUCAACUGUAUCUUGUUUCUUAUGGUAAAGGCUUCUGUGUCUUUAAAGAACUUGUUCCCUUCCCUGACAUCGUUCUGUAUUAUUGUCUGAUCAUUUUGUUUGUUUUGCUUUUCACAUUCAGGUUUAUAAUUCAUCUGAAGAUAAUUCCUGCCUGGCGUCAGUUUUUAUUUUUCCCACGGGGUUGGAUGGAACCGGACGUGCCCUCCCGCGCCCCCGUGCUCCGUGGGGAAGUUUCCGGGUGUGCAGACGUCCUGCGUGUCCCUCACACCCCGUGGGGUGCCUGUCCCCUGCCCACGUUCUCUUGCGGCUGCAGCAUGUGGUGGUUCUUGGUUUCCAGGUGGGGACGUGGCCCCGUCUUGUUCUGCGGGAAGUCCAGGGUGCCUCGGCGUUUGCGUGUAAGUGGUAGGUCAGCUUGGGAAGCGCCGGGAGGCAACGGCUGGACUUGGAGUGGAGUGACGUUAACUCGAGGUUGGGAAGCAGUGGCUUUUUUGCAGCAGGGUGUUUUCAUGAACAUGCUGUCUGUGCCUCUAUCUGGAUUUUCUUCAAUGUCCUUCAGUUGAGUUUUAUAAUUUUUUCCAUGAAGGUCACUGUUCCUGUAAGAUGUGGUCCGCAGGUGCUUCAUGGUUUUGAUGCUGUUGUAACUGGCAUCUUCUUUUAAACUGUGCCCUGGUCAGACGGUGUAAAGAAAGGCGGGUGAGCCCUGCAAGUUCCCAGGAAACUGGAUCUUAGUUUCCCAGCUGUUAAAACAAACACCAUGCAGCGGGCGGCUCUUGGUUUCAGAGCUGAGAAGGCUGGCUGCCUCCUGGGGUCAGAAUCUUCCAGCUGCCCGGAAAUCUUUGGGGUUCCUGGGCUUUUCCGUCAUGUGGUGCUGCAUGUGGUGCCAUCUUCUCCUUUCUCCUCGGGUCCCCUUGCCUUCCGGCUUCUCCUGUGGCUUCUGUGUCCGAUUUCCUUUGCUCACAAGGACUCAGCCCACCGCGUGAAGCUGACACCCUCCCAGGCCCUGUUUACAGAUGGUGCACGCCCACAGGACCUUUCGUGGGGUACAUGAUUCGAUCCCCAGCACCCUGCCAAGGCUAACUCGAACAAUGUGCCUUCAGUUCUGUUUCCCUGGUCCUUUCCACUGCUGGGACUUUUGUUUUCCUCGUCUUCCCAUGUUGAAGGGAGGCAAGUGGCAACAGGGCCAUUGUUCCCGAGUUCACUGACGGCUCAGCACCAGUGGCACUGAUCGUGUGCCGGCACUGAGCAGCUCUGGGGACUCGGCAGUGCACAGACAGCCAGAAAUCCCUGUCCUCCUGCAGGCGCAUGCUGGUGGAGAGGAGUAAGACACCAAGUAGUCAGGUGGUAAAAGUGCUCUGGAGAAGAUAAAGCAGGAAGCUGUGUGUGUGUGUGGGGGGUGGAACUGUGCCGGCCCCUCACCCCAGCACCUGGGCGUGGUAAGUCAGGGGCCACGGGAUGCACUGGUGUCCGCGUGAGAGGCCGCUGCCGGGAAGCCACGUGAAAUGGAGCGUGUUCUCAAGCCAGGGGUCACCUGGGCAGGCUCUGGGAGAGAGUCUCAGACCCUGGCCUCGGGGACUGAGAGAGAGGAAGCCUCCUAUGGGAUCCACCCAGCUGGUGGUGUUUUGUUACAGCAACUCCAGGAAACUUCAGGCAGAUUUUAGUCCUGGGAAGUGGGGGUGCUGUGGUAACAAAUACCUGAAUACGUGGAAGUGGCUUUGGAACCAGGUUAUGGGCAGUGGCAGGGACGGGGGUGCUGGGUGCGUCUGGCGAGGGCCCGGCAGGAAGCGGGGUGCGGGGCAGAGGAGCUGCUGUUGGCCUGGAGAAGGCGGCCCUGCCUGGGCUGUCCUCACGGAAGCCCACGUCCCCUUCUCCCGGUUUCACCAGGAGUCAGGGAUGGGCGUUGAAUGUCAUCACAUGUUGGUCUGGUUAAGUUUCCAGUACUGUCACCGUUGCAACUUCAGCUGCGGGGUUCGGUUUGCCGAGUCUCCCCCAAGUGGCCCUGUCUGGUCUGGGAUUGGUAAAGGGACUUGGAACGUCCUUCACUUCUUUCUCUGGGAGAGUUUCUGGAAGGCAAGUCUGGUGUGCUCUCCAGUUCUGCUCUCACUGCCAGUCCUCCGUGGUGGGCCUCGCUCCGUCUGCUUUCCCAGCGAGAACGCAGAGCUAAGCAUUGCCUUUUGGGCGCCACUGACGAGCAGCACAAACGCCGGGGCGCGCUUCUGCCGCAACCUGCAGCUGUGACUUCUCCGGCUCCUGCGCGCGGGGCGGGAUGAGGGCAGCCCUCGGAGCAGGCAGCCCCGGCGCUGCUCUCACCACUCGUUCCUGAUUUGUGCCUGCACGGCCCUUCCUUUUCCUCGGAGGGUUUCUGUCUUAAAGGAUUGUUCUGCUGUUGUGUUAACUGUUGCCUUGGGUGCGUGCCGACCUCGCGCGCCGUGUCCGUUUGUCCGUGAGUCCGACCACUCUGGCACCGCGGUGGUGUCCUCCCUCCCCUGGGGCUCGCACACCGUCCUCGGUCCCCUGGUCCCCAUCAGCCAGCCCCCGCCGUCCCCCGGCGUGCGGUCAGACAGAGUCCGCGGCCACUGCUGUCGGGCCUGCACCGAGUUCCCGCAGGCUGGACACGGGGGGCUUCAGUGCCCGUCCUUUGCAGUUCUGGAACUUGGCACCAUCGCGCUAACCUGCCAGCCAGGCGGCUGAGGGGCCGCGAGGGUCCUGCCUGGAAGCCCCCCGAGGGUGCAGGAGAGCACCUGGCCCCAGGUGACGAGGGCCCCGAGCCCCAGGACACGCAGCGCGUCACCCCUGUCUGCUCCCCUCCCACCUGGCCUCCCCUCUGCAGGUGGGUGUUGGGGGCGGGCUCCCCUCUGCUCUCAGAUCCCCAAACCUCCCUCUCUGGGGUCCACUGAAGCCUGAGUGUGUGUGUGUGUUUUGGGGGGAGGGGGCGGGGCCCAAGGCCCCUUCUCUGCUUUCUGCUCACAGAUUUGUUGGCGCACUGUUGUUGGUAGCCCUGUUAUCCUUUUUAUUUCUGUAGGGUCAAUGGUGAUGUCUCCCCUCUCAUUUCUGCUUAUAUUUAUUUGAGUCUCUUUUUCUUUUUCAGUCUAGCCUAAUGGUUUGUCAA